AUUCCAAUCUGGUAAAACAGUGAAAUAGAAUUAGAAGUUGAGGAGCUGUGAACCUCUGCAAUCUGCAUGAUCAUCGGGCGAUCCACAGCAUGCUCUAGCAAAAAUCAAACGCACACACAGAGAACAAGCGAUCGCAAUCGACCAUGUCGUUCUCGUUCUUCAAGCCGUCGAGGCCCAAAACCCCACAGGAGGUCGCCAAGGCCAUCAAGGACAGCCUCGUGGCCCUCGACACCAAAACCGUCGUCGAAGUUAAAGCCCUCGAAAAGGCCCUGGAAGAAGUUGAAAAGAAUUUUGGAACUAUGAGAUGUAUGCUUUGCGGAGAUGGGGAGGCUGAACCAAAUAUGGAUCAGGUCACACAGCUGGUCCAAGAAAUAUGUAAAGAAGACAUUAUUGCUCUUCUGGUUCACAAGUUACCAACAUUGGGAUGGGAAGCAAGAAAGGAUUUAGUCCACUGUUGGUCCAUAUUGUUGAAGCAGACGGUUGGCUCCACGUAUUGCUGCGUGCAAUACAUUGAAAACCAUUUGGAGUUACUAGACUCUCUUGUCGUGUGGUAUGAUAACAAGGAAAUUGCUUUGAAUUGUGGAAAUAUGUUGAGGGAAUGCAUCAAAUUCCCGACACUUGCAAAAUACAUAUUGGAGGCUGCAAGCUUUGAGUUGUUCUUCAAAUUUGUGGAGUUGCCUACUUUUGAUGUUGCUUCUGAUGCAUUUUCUACCUUUAAGGAUCUGCUAACUAAACAUGGAACAGUGGUCUCCGAAUAUUUGACUGCUCAUUAUGAUGAGUUCUUUGAUUCAUAUGAGAAACUCUUGACAUCUACUAAUUAUGUGACAAGGAGGCAAUCUUUGAAGCUUCUCUCGGAAUUUCUUUUGGAGCCUCCAAAUUCCCAUAUAAUGAAGCGCUACAUUUCAGAAGUUCAGUACUUGAAAGUUAUGAUGACAUUGCUGAAGGACUCGAGCAAAAAUAUUCAAAUAUCUGCUUUCCACAUUUUCAAGGUUUUUGUUGCUAAUCCUAACAAGCCCCGAGAAGUAAAGGUUAUUCUAGCAAAAAACCAUGAGAAAUUGCUGGAUUUGCUUCACGAUCUCUCUACCGGCAAAGGUGCUGAAGAUGAGCAAUUUGAAGAGGAAAAGGAACUGAUCAUGAAGGAAAUUGAAAGGGUAUCUGGUUUUGCCAAUUCUUGAUUGCUAGGUCAUUUCUCCUAGUUAUUGCCUUUCCUUCUGGUCUCAUAUCCUAUUUUUAAGGCUUAGUGCUUAUACUUAGUAAUGACUGCAAAAACAGUUUGACCAAAAAGGGGAAAAGAUCAUGUGUUUUUGUAGGAUUUCAACGCACUAGUAAAAGAGGAUGCAUCAAGAACUGCAAACCUUUGUAAUCUACAGUCAAGUAGGAGAGUAUCCACAAGAACUGUAUGUCUGUGUAUCUUGUGGAUUCAAACAUGUAAUACUUUUGUUGUAUAAGGUCUGAAAGAAAAAUCCUAUAUUGUUGAUUUGUAGCGAUCAAAUGAACUCGAAUUAUAUUGCU
Messenger RNA from Alnus glutinosa, 1512 nucleotides. RefSeq lists its product as uncharacterized. The record is from RefSeq and is a predicted model, not a curated record. The transcript is spliced from 11 exons. Bases 144 to 1175 code for a protein of 343 amino acids. NCBI's taxonomy places the organism in Eukaryota, Viridiplantae, Streptophyta, Magnoliopsida, Fagales, Betulaceae. Gene Ontology annotation, molecular function: protein serine/threonine kinase activator activity. Gene Ontology annotation, biological process: intracellular signal transduction.